Messenger RNA from Xenopus laevis (African clawed frog), 861 nucleotides. It is a transcript of the gene gp1bb.S, whose product is annotated as glycoprotein Ib platelet subunit beta S homeolog. Bases 125 to 751 code for a protein of 208 amino acids. Gene Ontology annotation, cellular component: membrane. NCBI's taxonomy places the organism in Eukaryota, Metazoa, Chordata, Amphibia, Anura, Pipidae. The transcript is spliced from 2 exons. The record is from RefSeq and is a predicted model, not a curated record.
CUUAUCUGCUCAAGACACUCUCUACCCUUAUCAUUCACAUUUGCUUCAGCAGAGUCAAUACAGGCAGAGGGAUCUUCUCUACCAGAGUUACUGGUGACACUGGCAAGUCUGCAUUAUACAAGGAAUGAAGAUGGAAUGUUGGUCUGCCCGACUGCUUUUGCUACUCACAGUGUUACCAGGGAUGUCCGGCUGCCCUUCUCCAUGUCGCUGUGGAUCUGGAAUUGUAGAUUGUAGCCAAAUGGGUCUCAGUACAGAGUCAUUGCCUGCUUCAUUCCCUUCAUUCACAGAAGUGGUCCACCUCAACCAGAACAACUUAGCGUCCAUCCCUAAUGGACUCCUGGACCGCCUUCCACAACUCAGACAGGUUAACUUGCAGCAGAACCCAUGGCACUGUGACUGUGACAUUCUUUAUCUGCGUGGCUGGCUGCAAGGACAACAGAACAAACCUCUAUACCGUGAUGUCACCUGUGCGUCCCCAGAGCCACUGAAGGGCAGGGUCAUCAUGUACCUGACAGAGGAAGAACUAGUGACCACCUGUCAGUACUGGUACUGCAAUCUGGCACUGGUCUCCCAAAUCUGCCUCUUUAUUCUAAUUACCAUACAGGGCAUUCUGCUCAUUUUUAUCAUUCUCUCCCUUCGCCGCUUCCAAACCAUUGCCAGGGAAGCCCGGCGCACUGCCAAGGAAAUGCAAUACAACUCAGAAUCCUAUGUGUAUGAUAAUGUGCCACUGCAUAACUAUGAGAGGACAUAAUGUGAUACUGUAUUACUUAUAUAAUCACACAAACAAACAUUUAUAUAUAUGUAUAUAUAUACUGUAUGCAGACUCUUCAAGGUGUCCUAAUAAAGAAAUGUUAUAUAAUA